AUGGGUCUCCAGAGCUUCUUCAACUGGCGGUCUUCCACCGCUGCCAGCAACACAGAUCCCGUGGCAGAAGAAGAUCUUGUUGCCGACGUGGAUGAGCCCCCGGAUCAUCGACGCCUGGAGAAGUUGCAAACCGAUUUUCACAAAUCCGCAGUCCGAUCCCAAGCCCAGCGCAAGGAAUCGCUGCUUACAAAAGCACUCAUGAAGAAUCCCGACAACCAAGCUUCCAAGCACGAAAUACAAGUCAACCCAGACUCGUCCCGUCGAAGAUCGAUGAUGAGCAACGCUAGCAUGACCUCGACGGCGGAAUUGACAAGUGAUGGUGGCCUCACAAGUCCUGCACGCACGAGUACACCUAGCCCUCCUCCUAGUGCUACAUUUACCAGCUUUGCUCCAUAUUCUCUAGCUGGAGAAUCGAUAUCGCCACCAAUGCCCAUCGCGGUUAAUACCGGCAUGAACGAUUCCUUACCUGUUGCCGAAUUGAUUGCCGUUUCUCCUAAGUCGGCCCAGCCUGAGAUGGUCGUUCCACCGAAGAAACGCACGAUCACAUUUGCUUGUGGUGGAGGGAAACACAUGGCUCCUAAGCCAGCCGCACGACCGGCUCCAGAACCAGCUCCCGUUGCAGCAAACGCGCAGCCACAACAGCGCGUCUGCAAGAUUAAAUUCGCCUGCUCGGGCCCAAAACCAUCCGACAAGAGGACCAAGUCUCCGGCCGAUGACAAGUUCGAGUCGCAGCCAUCUGAAGCACAGAACGCUCCAAUUCCCAAAAAGUCCCCUAGAACUACAUCCCAAUCAUCGCCGCGGCCUCACCGAGACGUCGCUUCCACUGCUCACCGAUCCUCAGGCAGUCCUGUCGCAACAAGGACCAAACCGAAAUAUAUCAUUGCUGAUGAAAUGUCCUUGGAAUGCUCGGAGGCCACUCGAUUCCAUGAAUUUGCCAGUGAGGGACUACAAGAAGAUGACUGGAUUCGGGAAGAGGAUGAAGCUCCAAAAGCCAGGCUGACCAUCAAUGAUACCCUAAAGAUGGAGAAUGCCAUUCGCCAACUCGGUAAUGAGGCUGAAGAAGAAGCAUUAGAGGAAGACGACGAUGAUGACGAUGACGAUGCCGCUGAGGAUGACGACGAUGACGACGAUGACGAUGAGGACGACGACGAUGAUGACGAUGAGGAGUCUGAUGGCAAUGAGACCGAUAACGAGGCUGGAUUUGCUGACUCGGACGACGAGAGCGAUCCUGAAGGGGAAUUCGCCUUCUGGUCCCCAGGAUAUAAUCUUCCCAAUACUGGACCUGGAGGCUCUCUAACCUACCGUCCAUCUGCUCAUCGGGCCGCCUCUGCUUCGUCAAUAGAAUCUGUUGGUCACAUGGAGUCUGUCGUGGGCCCACAAGGCAAUCGUUAUUUACGCCGUCGCCCGAUUAAAAUUCGACCUGGUACUCCCGAGUUGCCUGACAGUACCGAUUUUGUCUGCGGUACUUUGGACGAGGAUAGACCGAUUGAAAAUGCAUACAUAUCUUGUAUGGAGGCCCGGAAGAAUGCUAAGCGUAUCCAAACUCCACAAGAUAUAGAUCCUAGCUUUCCUACUUCCGAUCUAGAAAACGAGGAGGAUGAUGACGACGACGUGCGGGACGGCAAUGACAGCGAGGAGCAUGUAUGGCUCCAUGGGAAAUUUGAAGAGUCGGACCAGGAACACCAUGGCCGACGUCGUUCCACCACAGCCCGCCGCAAGUCUCCAAUUCUUUCGCCCCGACGACCCCGUUCACCCCCUCCGAAGCAACGGCUUCGAUCCCCUCCGCCUCGUAAGCUAUUUGGUCACUCCCCGAAGCGGAUGCGCUCUCCACCGCCACCGCGGGCCGUCCGUUCGCCAGCAACCUCUCCAACGGCUCAAGGUGACAGUAAAGCUAUCAAUUUCGCGCCGCUCGCGUCACGCCCGGGCCUCACUCAUACGAAGUCACUUCCCCGUGCUCCUAAUGCGUUUGGUCGGCAAUAUCGGGCCUCUCGCAUAGCUGCUGCUUCCGGCAAUGACACAGGUGACUGUGUUGUUCGUGGUGCUAUUGAUAUCGUCAAGGGUCUAGAGAGGAAACGGCAACGGCGCAAAGAGAAGUUCUUCCAGAAGCAGUACAACAACCGCGGCCGGAAACAGAACGCUGAGCGUAAGCCUCAGCCUGGGAAAGGCGCAGAACGGAUGCGUGAGCUUGGGCUCGUCAUGGCUGGCAAGACUGGAGUUCAAGGCCAUUACAUGAUGUCUGCUUAG
This is a messenger RNA of Venustampulla echinocandica, 2244 nucleotides long. RefSeq lists its product as uncharacterized. The transcript has a single exon. The coding region runs from base 1 to 2244 and encodes 747 amino acids. The record is from RefSeq and is a predicted model, not a curated record. NCBI's taxonomy places the organism in Eukaryota, Fungi, Ascomycota, Leotiomycetes, Helotiales, Pleuroascaceae.